AUGAAUAAAUCACCAAGUAGCAGUCCCAAGCAUUCAUAAUCUAACAAUCCAAGGUUUAAUAAAUAUAGAAACCUUAUAAAGAAUUCUAACUUCCAAUUGACUCAUAUUUAAAAAGAAGUAGAUGACUUGUUAAUUGCUUCUCCCAUAACAUCUUUCUCUGCUCCAAGAGGUAAGAAAUUCAAGGCUUCUUUUCGUAAAUUUCUGGCUGGAAAUAUAGAUACAAAAUAAUUGAUUGAUCAUAGCAAUUUUCCAACAACAAUAGAAAACAUGAAUGACAAAUUUGAGUAUGUCAAAUCACAUAAGGAAUCUGUUUGUUCUUUCAAAGAUUCAGUAGUCAAUAAAGAACAUUUACAAAUUAACUUAUUGGAAGAUAAAUUAGCCAAAUUGAAGAAUACCAACAAUAAAACCUAGGCUGAAAAUAAGAGAGAAAGACUUUACGAAUUAUCAUUGCAAGUAAAGAAGGACAAAAAAAAGAUGUCAAAAUAGGAGAACGCUCUAUUAAAAUGGAAGAAAAUUAAAGAUGUUAGUAAAUAUAUAUAAGAUAGGUAAUACAAAAUAAUAUACAACUCAGAAGAAUGAUUAUAGAUGAAAAAAGAAAGUAAACCAAAUUUUUAGAUAACUUAGAAAUUGCUUUUCAUAAAUCCUCCGAUUUCUACAUACAGAAUUUAAGAUUUCAUUAAUUACGUACGAUGACAGUACUCAAAGAAAAAAAACUUUCCCAUUCCAAUCACUAAAAUCUAAGUCCAAGACAUUAUCAUUUUUUGUUAAGUUUAUAAUUUAAAGACAACUCCGAUGAUUUUUUAUUUAAUCGUUUCACAACAAUUUCUGAGCAUGUUUAAAACCUUAUGAAAAGCAAUGAUUAAAUUUAUGAUCGAGUACUAAAUCUCUAUCUAAAUAAAAAGGAAAUCUAUCUGCAAUGGGUUAAAGAAUAAAAAGAAAGGAAAAGAAUCAACAGGAAAUAAAGUAAAUAAUAAUGUUCCAACGAUAUACAAACAAGCCCAUCAAAUUUAUUAGGCUUAAAUAAACAAAAACCUAUGCAGAGAGUAGAAAAUCCAUUUUAACACACAUAAAGAGUUAAGGAUUAUCAAAACAAAUUGAUAGAAUAAGUCAAUGAUAUUGAAUAAAUAGAUUAAGACUCAAAAAGUCAAUUAAAAUAAUUAUUACAAAAGAGUAACAAAAAGAAGAAUACUGAGGGUGUUAUUAAACAUAAUAGAUUUCUAUCCUAUCCUACUAAUUCCAAUAGCGAUUAAAUUGAUGAUUUCUAAGAUAACAUAUCUAAUGCUUCUAUCACAGAAGCUUUAUUGGACCAACUAUAUUCGGGAGCAAAUACUUUACAAUAGAAAAUCAACAACAACAAAGGUUUGACAUUUUAAAGGAAGGUUCGAGAUUAUUUGAGAUUGGAAGAAAUUAAAUUAUAAACUAUUCGCGCUAAUAAUUUAAAACUAAUUCCUAAAUAACAUGACUAAAUUAAAUGA
Molecule: messenger RNA, 1475 nt
Organism: Paramecium octaurelia
Lineage: Eukaryota; Ciliophora; Oligohymenophorea; Peniculida; Parameciidae
Source: the annotation of a GenBank genome assembly